Messenger RNA from Oryza sativa Japonica Group (Japanese rice), 1525 nucleotides. The record is from RefSeq and is a predicted model, not a curated record. NCBI's taxonomy places the organism in Eukaryota, Viridiplantae, Streptophyta, Magnoliopsida, Poales, Poaceae.
AGAGAAAGAGAGAGAGAGAGAAUGCAGUAGGCAGCAGAAGCAAACACGAAUCUCUCUCUAUCAGGGCAUGAUAGGAGGAGUAGCAGGAUAGGAUGUCAUGGGCGGCAUCUCAGCUCAGCUCAGGCUCAGCUAGACGCUACUCGCAUCGGAGCAUCACAUUGCCGUGUGCCGUUGCUCGCAUUGCAGCUGCAGCUACUACUACCAUUCCCACACCUUUUCUAGCUCUCUGUUCCACACCUCUCCCUCUUGCAUUGCAGCCAAGACAGCAACCAGCAGCAGCAGCAGCUCAGCUAGCUAGUUUCUGCUUUCUUGAUUUGUUCUUGGAUUUGGGCGAGCUGUACAUCUAGAGAGCGGGUGAUGGGGGAGGCGUCGGAGAGCAUGAAGAAGAUCAGCAGAGGCCGUCUCGGCGGAAGCUGGAUGGGGGAGCCAAGCGAUCACCAUCGCCAUGGCGAUGAACAGGAGGAGGAGGAGAAGACGCUGGAGCUCAGCCUUGGGCUCCCCGGAGGAGGAUGGCGAGCGGCGUGCAGGGACAAGGGGACGACGACGAAGCACUCCAUUGCAGCAGCUGCUGCUGCUGAUGAUGAUGAUGGUGACAAGAGCUCCAUGCUCUCCCUGGGCUACUCCACACUCGUCUCCCACUCGCAAGGCAAGGCAAACAAAAACAAGGGGUCCCCAGAGGAAGAAGAGGCACAUCCACCACCAGCUACAGGGAAUAAUGCACUUGCAUCCAACAAUAAUGGCUGCUUCCAGACAAGAUCUCCUAGUACUCCUGUUGUUGGUUGGCCUCCGGUUCGAACAUUCAGAAGAAAUCUGGCUACAUCCAGCAAAGCAUCUCUUGAACUGCAGAAUGGAAAGAAGGCUGCAAAAGCAGAAGAGAUCAAGAGAGCUCCAUUCAUAAAGAUAAACAUGGAUGGUGUCCCUAUUGGUAGAAAGAUCGAUCUGAAUGCUUUUGAUAGCUAUGAGAAGCUUUCUUUAGCGGUUGACAAGCUAUUCCGAGGCCUUCUUGCAGCCCAAAGAGACCCCCUCACUGCUGGAGCAAAGGACUGCCAGCAGGAAGAUGUGGCAAUAUCUGGCUUGCUAGAUGGAACUGGGGAGUACACUUUGGUUUAUGAGGAUUAUGAAGGCGACAAGGUGCUUGUUGGAGAUGUGCCAUGGGGGAUGUUUGUUUCUUCAGUUAAGAGACUGAGAGUACUGAAGACAUCUGACCUCUCUUCAUCUCUAAUAACCUCUGGACGGAAAAGAACAGCUGCUGAGUGUUGACCUUCUUUUUUGGAGCUGCUUUGACACAUUCAGUGACCUGCUGUGAAGAAGAAUAUGAUCUUCUGAGCUUGUAUCAUCGUCUCUUUCUCUCAAUGUCUUGCUGUGCUGAUCUUUUGGGGUUUUCCUGUUCCUACUUAACCAACUUGCUUCCUUCUGUUUAAGACACUUGUGUGAAGUGAGUGCAAUUUGACAUGACCAUCAUGUAAAUGUUCAGCUAAAUGCUCUACAUUUAUGCAGUUUAUUCUCUGGCAGAUGAUAUUUGGAA